Molecule: messenger RNA, 2004 nt
Organism: Lachnellula hyalina
Lineage: Eukaryota; Fungi; Ascomycota; Leotiomycetes; Helotiales; Lachnaceae
Gene: ptr-2
Product: Palmitoyltransferase
Exons: 2
Coding region: 1-2004 (667 amino acids)
Biological process (GO): protein targeting to membrane; peptidyl-L-cysteine S-palmitoylation
Cellular component (GO): endoplasmic reticulum; Golgi apparatus
Molecular function (GO): protein-cysteine S-palmitoyltransferase activity
Source: RefSeq, a predicted model, not a curated record
AUGGCGUCUCGAAAUAAUUCUGCCAUGUCGCAUUCCUCGGAUACCGACAACUUCCCACAUCAACAUCUCGAGGCAGGCGAUACUGAGAGUGUAUUGUCAUCGCGCAUGACCGAUAUAGCCUCAGAAGAUGGAGGAGAUCGUGUCGCAGAUUCUGCAGUCCGCCCAACCCCACAAGGCUACCGACGAGGCAGUGCCCAGGCUGGAGAUGUGGGGUCGAGGCCGAGUACUGCUGUUACAGCAGUCUCGUCACAACAAAGGGCAUGGUCCCAAGCACCUCCAUCUCGAAGAGGACCUCCUCCCCUUGCACAACGGGGCAGCAUAUCUGGUUCGACUACAUCUGGGGGUCGACCUACGAGCGCUACCAGUAGAACCCAUGUUCCGUCACUCUCGUCCCACGCCUUUUUCCGUCCGAUGAGCUCACAACGACUACAAGCGCAGAGAGGAUCUCGACCAUCAUUGUUACAAAAAGCACCGACCAAUGACGGCUCUGCCGAGGGCAACAAUGGCGUAAGGAGGCAGAACAGUGUCACCUCGGAUAUGACAAGGCAGGAGGCACCCGAGGAACGUCCACCUUCGAUAGGGACUGAAGUGUCGGAGAUGACUGAGAGAGUGACAGCUAAUACUAGCCCUACUCAUGGAUACACAUCUACAAGUAGUCCUACUCAAGAACACAACACAACUGCAAGCCUUUCAGAGAGCGCGCGACCUUUACAAAGACCUGCAGGCAAUACCAAGAAGCUUACUUUGAACGUGGAUGGCAAACACAAAAGUGGCGGACUCCCUACACCUGCGAAAUCUCCACGAUCCUUUCGUUCUAGCUUCUUACUACCUACUCGAGGGGAUGAUACGAAUAGCCCCAAUCGUAGCUCAAAAGGGAGAGAAAAGCUAUCUUCAGUAGCGUCAUCACCAGGCUUGACUCCAACACAUGUCUCGAAGCCGACUCCAAAGACGCCAAAUCUUGGAAACAAUUACCAAUACUUUACCGGCAAUACCCAAUUCUUUUGGGGGGGACGAUUACAAAAUACUCGAGAUAGACCUAUCAGUAUCGUCACCGGUUUCCUCGUGGUCCUGCCAGGAAUCCUUUUCUUCAUCUUUUCAGCGCCUUGGUUAUGGCACAACAUCUCACCCGCGAUACCCAUUGUAUUUGCCUAUGUGUAUUAUAUCUGCUUAUCUUCUUUCCUUCAUGCAUCACUUUCAGAUCCAGGGAUUUUCCCCCGCAAUCUCCAUCCAAUGCCACCCCCAGACGAGAAUGAAGACCCCCUGGCUCUCGGCCCACCUCAAAGCGACUGGACCCUAAUAAAAUUCUACAAGAGCUCAGAAUCAAUGGAAGUGCCAACAAAAUACUGCAAAACCUGCAAUAUCUGGCGCCCCCCACGCGCCCACCACUGUCGCGCAUGCGACUCCUGCAUCGAAACCCAAGAUCACCACUGUGUAUGGAUCAACAACUGCGUAGGCCGCCGCAACUACCGCUAUUUCUUCACCUUCCUUACUUCCGUUACCAUUUUCGGUUGCUUAGUGCUCGGUUUUAGCCUUGCUCAAAUCCUCUCUUACAAAAACUCCCAACAUAUCAGCUUCACCGAUUCCAUCUCACAUUUCAGAGUCCCCUUCGCAAUGUUGAUCUACGCUGCUCUCACCACCCCAUACCCGGCUUCGCUCUGGAUCUAUCACAUAUUUUUGAUGGGACGUGGGGAGACGACGCGUGAAUAUCUAAAUUCUCAUAAAUUCCUCAAGAAAGACCGCUACCGUGUUUUUACGCAAGGCAACGUUUUGAAGAACUGGCUUGUGGUACUUUGUCGGCCACGGCCGCCUAGUUAUCUAGACUUCAAAAAGAGAUACGAAGAGGGCGAUCCGAGGUUUGGGGAGAAGAGGGGGAAGAAGACGGCGCCGGUCAAGGAGGAGUUUCAGGGAAAGGGGGUUGGGCCGGAUGCUGCGAUGGAGAUGGGCGAUGUGACGGGUGAGAGGGGAUUUCAAGGACCGAGUGCCGUGAGGGCGGGUGUUAGAUAG